Molecule: messenger RNA, 2117 nt
Organism: Antrostomus carolinensis (chuck-will's-widow)
Lineage: Eukaryota; Metazoa; Chordata; Aves; Caprimulgiformes; Caprimulgidae
Product: zinc finger protein Helios
Exons: 8
Coding region: 176-1825 (549 amino acids)
Biological process (GO): regulation of transcription by RNA polymerase II
Cellular component (GO): nucleus
Molecular function (GO): DNA-binding transcription factor activity; RNA polymerase II cis-regulatory region sequence-specific DNA binding
Source: RefSeq, a predicted model, not a curated record
AUGCAUGAUCUGGGAGUAUUAAGUGUGACGUUCAGCCCCAUGCUGUGGCAGAUAAAUAGGGUUAGAGUGAACAGGUGUGUGUACAGGUGUGUGUGUGUGUACGGUGGUGUGAGACAAAGAGUUGUAGUAACUCUUUAGAAGGGGAAGACACACGGGAGGGCUUUAUUUUGUUUAGAUGAGGAUGGAAUCUCUUAGAGCGUCUUUGAGGGUGUACUUUUCUGCCUUGCAGCACUGCACUUUGACUAUGGAAGCAGAGGCUGCUGAUGGAUAUAUAACAUGUGACAAUGAGCUUUCACCCGAAAGGGAGCACUCCGGCAUGGCCAUUGACCUCACCUCCAGCACGCCCAACGGGCAGCACACCUCCCCCGGUCACAUGGCGAGCACAAAUUCAGUAAAGCUAGAAAUGCAAAGUGAUGAGGAAUGUGACAGGAAGCCCCUGAGUCAGGAAGAUGAGAUCAGGGCUCAUGAUGAAGGAAGCGGCCUGGAAGAGCCCCUCCCUGAGAGUAAUGAGAUGGCGGAUAACAGAAAGAUCCAGGAGCUAUCAAGCGAGGGAGGAAUCCGGCUUCCGAAUGGUAAACUGAAAUGUGACGUCUGUGGCAUGGUUUGCAUUGGGCCCAAUGUGCUAAUGGUGCAUAAAAGGAGCCACACUGGUGAACGCCCCUUCCACUGUAACCAGUGUGGAGCUUCUUUUACCCAGAAGGGGAAUCUACUGAGGCACAUCAAGUUGCACUCUGGGGAGAAACCGUUCAAAUGUCCCUUCUGCAGCUAUGCCUGCCGACGGAGGGACGCCCUCACAGGACACCUCAGGACGCACUCUGUGGGGAAGCCUCACAAGUGCAACUACUGCGGCCGGAGCUACAAGCAGCGCAGUUCGCUGGAGGAGCACAAGGAACGCUGCCACAACUAUCUGCAGAAUGUCAGUAUGGAGGCUGCCGGGCAGGUCAUGAGUCACCAUGUACCUCCUAUGGAAGAUUGUAAGGAACAAGAGCCUGUGAUGGACAACAAUAUUUCUCUGGUGCCUUUUGAGAGACCUGCUGUUAUAGAGAAGCUGACAAGCAACAUGGGAAAGCGUAAAAGCUCCACCCCACAGAAGUUUGUGGGUGAAAAGCUCAUGAGAUUUGGCUAUCCAGAUAUUCCCUUUGAUAUGAACCUAACCUAUGAGAAGGAGGCUGAGCUGAUGCAGUCUCACAUGAUGGACCAAGCCAUCAACAAUGCAAUCACCUACCUUGGAGCUGACACACUUCACCCCCUGAUGCAGCACACACCAAGCACAAUUGCAGAGGUGGCCCCGGUCAUCAGCUCAGCUUACGCUCAGGUCUAUCAUCCUAACAGGAUAGAAAGGCCCAUUAGCAGGGAAACAGCUGACAGUCAUGAGAACAACAUGGAUGGCCCAAUCUCCCUCAUCAGACCAAAGAGUCGAACCCAGGAUAGAGAGGGCUCCCCCAGCAAUAGCUGCCUGGAUUCUACUGACUCAGAGAGCAGCCACGAAGACCGCCAGUCCUACCAAGGAAACUCUGCCUUAAAUCCCAAGAGAAAACCAAGCCCGGCUUAUAUGAAGGAGGACGCCAAGGCUUUGGAUGCCACAAAAGCUUCUAAGGGCUCUUUAAAGGAUAUCUACAAGGUCAUCAACGGAGAAGGGGAGCAGAUUAGGGCUUUCAAGUGCGAGCACUGUCGCGUCCUUUUCCUGGACCAUGUCAUGUACACCAUCCACAUGGGCUGCCAUGGCUACCGGGACCCGCUAGAGUGCAACAUCUGUGGCUACCGAAGCCAGGACCGCUAUGAGUUCUCGUCGCACAUAGUCCGAGGGGAGCACACAUUCCACUAGGCCUUCUCAUCCAAAGGGGACUCGUAUGAAGUAGAAGAACUGCACAUGAAGAAAUACUGCACUUACAAUCCCACUUUUCCUCAGACAUUGAGACGCCUAUUUUGUUGUUGUUGCUGUUGUUGUUGUUGCUGUUGUUUAAUUAUUAUUAUUAACCUUAUUUUUUUUUGUGGACCCAACCUCAUUUGCUCUGCCCAGCUUAAGAAUGGAAAGAAGGAAGGGAAGGGAUGAAAGAGGGCUUUGUUGUUGCCGUCACUUUUUGUGAGUGACCCGCCUCGCUUUCUGUGGGAAUUGA